This is a messenger RNA of Aspergillus caelatus, 429 nucleotides long. RefSeq lists its product as uncharacterized. The coding region runs from base 1 to 429 and encodes 142 amino acids. The record is from RefSeq and is a predicted model, not a curated record. Lineage: Eukaryota; Fungi; Ascomycota; Eurotiomycetes; Eurotiales; Aspergillaceae. The transcript is spliced from 3 exons.
AUGUGCUCCUACCUUUUAGAAAUCUCGCUUUGUUCCGUGACGCGCUCUCACAAACUAAACGAUCGUGACCACUGCGUACUUCAUGAUGGAAUAGCUGUAUCCCAAGAGCAUCUUCCUCGCUACUUUGCAAAAUCUGGCCCCGUUGAUGCCGAUCCACGGAAGACGAAGAAAGAUGGCGGGGGAAAGAGAAAUUGGGGUCGGUCGGGCGACGAAGUCCAUGACUAUGAUUACACAUUCACAAAUGCUCGGCGCCAUUCCAAUAGUAGCACUCAAGGAAUAGCGGAUUUUAAAACCAAGUUUGAGACGAUUGAGCCAGAGCCUGUGUUCGAAGAAAGCUUCCAUGGUGUGCAAAGUGAAGAAAGAUCUGUGGAUGGAAACAAUGUGCUAAAUCUUGACGGAGCCGCUAGCCCCGAUAAGACACUGGUAUAA